Molecule: messenger RNA, 3838 nt
Organism: Fukomys damarensis (Damara mole-rat)
Lineage: Eukaryota; Metazoa; Chordata; Mammalia; Rodentia; Bathyergidae
Gene: Fam204a
Product: family with sequence similarity 204 member A
Exons: 8
Coding region: 495-1196 (233 amino acids)
Source: RefSeq, a predicted model, not a curated record
GGUUCCUGGUGGGCUCUGUCGCCGGCGUGACGGGUCCAAGGGCGCCCCGUGAGGGCAACAGAGGGGCCGGACCGUGCGACCUCACAGUUCUCUGGCCGGAGUGGCGGGGACAGUUUAGAAAGCUUCGGGCCGAGUCCAUGGGAGCGAUGCGUUCCGCCUGGCUCGGAGGGGCGUUUCGGCGCCUUCCCUAGCCAGUUAAUGGGAGAGGGGUUCUCUGUCCUGUCCCAACCAAAGUGAGAAAGGCUGAGGAGCUUUUGAACAAGGAAACAGGCUCAUCUUUACAGUUCUUGUAUCCGAGAGAGCAGCUUAUGUAGAUAUUCUACGCUGGAAUCCGUGGUGCUUAGUUCUGUGGAAGGAGGGGAUUCUCCCGGUUUUGGGAUUGGAGUGUGGCCCUGCCGUCAGAGAGCCUGCCGAGUUCCGGGUUGUGCAGCCAAACAGGAAAAGGUGUACCCUUCUAAGAGCCACCCUCUUGCAAUCUUGAAGCUUAAGAAAAGAUGUGGAGUGGACUGCUGCCUCCUGGCCUAAAUGAAAGUGAUAUUGAAUCAAAUUCUGAAGAUGAGGCCACACCACAGAACUUUGAUCAUAACUUACAGGGAGAAAAAGAGAUUGGGACCGUUAGAGAAAUAGAAAUCUCAGGUUUGUCAGCAGAUGGAUCAAAAACUGAAACAGAGGCAAGAGCAAAUGCAUAUGAAGAGUGCCCUUCUGGAAUUCCCUUAGAUAUGUGGAAUAAAUUUCAAGAAUUGCAUAAAAAACAUUCUGAACAGAAAACUUCAGCCUCAAGAUUCAGAGUGAGAAAGAGAAAACGCUCCAGAAAAGGUAAAUUGAAGAAUGAUAAAGAAUCUAAUAGUGAGCAGUCCUUAAAUGAAACCCAGUGGAAGGAGCUUACUCAGUACUUCGGAGCCAAUGAUAGAUUUGAACCCCCUGUUAAAAAGAAAAAGGUUGAAAAGUCUGGCCUUGAAAAGAAGAUAGACCAGGCUGUGGAGGAGUGGGAUGUUGAGAAGGCUGAGGAACUCAGCAACCAGCUGGCUACUCGAGAGCUUGGUGUAAAAAUUGCCAAAGCAAUUGCCUGUCACAAGUUUGUAAAAGCCAAAAAGGAGGCCGAAAACUCACAGGCUGCUCGAAAAAAGAAGAAACUCGCAUGGGGGUUUGAAGCAAAGAAGAGAUGGGAAACCAAAAGCAACAUGGGAUAUAUGUAACUGGGCAGAAUUCUUCAAGACACAUGUAGACUUGUGUGCUUAAUUUACAGAAAAGAUUUUUCUAUUUAGGUCAAAUUUGUCAGGAAAUCGAUAAAAGUAAGAAAAAAUAAGCAUAAAUCUUGGGAGUUGAUUAUCAGCUCUUUUAAGUUUUAUUCUAAGGGGUUCAUUCUAUUGAAGUGAUGGAAUGAAGUAUUUUGUUAUUUAUGUAAGAAAUCUAAGCAUGCAUACAAGAAAAGAAGGUAGAAUUUUAUUUAUUUGUAUAGACUUAGAGUAUAAAGUCAGUUUUACUUUUUAUCUGUUUGGUAUAGCAUAGCCUGUGAGAUCCUUAUACUCUCUUAUCUAUUCUUGGCAUAACUGUACUUUUUCUGGAAUUACGUUUUCAAGAUUGGCUUCUGUUUAAAAUAGAUUAGUCAUAAGUGCAAAAAAGUCUCAGUUGAUGCUUUCUAAAUGACUGUAAUUACCUUAAUGCUAUAAAAACAAUUAUUGAUUCUUUAUUGGAAGCAAUGGCAUUGUCAUUUCAGAGUCUCAUAUAAAAGCAGUAAUUUUUGUGUACCUUCACAUGAAAUGAUUACAAUGAAAAAGGGACAAAAUAUAGUCAUUGGAGUUUCAUUGAAAUUGAGCUCUGCCUAGAAUAUCUUCCUAUAUCUCCUAGCCAUGUCAAUCUUUAAAUUAUGAGAUGGUUCUUAGAAAAAAAAGUGGUUUGACUGUACUAGACAGUUAUAACCUAAGAUAACUGAAUCAUCUAAGAACUGGUUUGCUUUUAUACUCUUUCCAGUUACUCCUUAAAAAAUGGAGUGGAAUGUUUAUUCGUAAAGAUAAGAAAAACAGAUGAAAUGAAUUAAUGCUCAUAAAGAGAGGCAUGGUACCACAGGAAGUAGUUUUCAUUAGAUAAGUGUUUCAUUGUGCUAAUGGGAAGUUGCUUUGAGAAGUCAUACGAUAAGCAGGUAAAUAGGAUCACAGUUGGAUACUAUGAAAAAUGAGUCAUUAUAAUUUAUUUUUAGAUUUAAAAUAUUAACAUAGUUUUAUUAUGGGAACAUUUAAAUUUUUUCUGUGUUCUAGAUUAAGUGUAUAAUUAGUUGCUGUUUAAGAGUCCAGAAGUCAUAUCUUGCUUCCAUUUAAUUGAGAAAAGUCAGUGUAGAGAAAGCAAGUAUAGGAGAUUGUACAGCUCCUAAUUUAUCAUGCAAAGCUACCCAGCCAAAUUUUGGAAUAUUGUAUAUUUUAUGAUUUAAAAUGGGCUGUCGUGUUCUCUUGCUAUUACCAUAUACUGUCUGCUACUGCAUCCCAGCUCAGACUCCUGCUGGUUUACUGCAGACUUACAUGUGGGAAGCUCUCCUUUACAAAUCCAUUGUGGGAAGUAUCCAUUCUGCAAUACUGGCUUUGUUUGAAGUACGAAAAUGUUACAUUUGAGCAUGAGGGUGGUGUAGAUAUUCUCCUAAGUACAAGUGUUUCCUACCCUGGAGCCUCUGCCUCAUUUUCCUUUUUUCCUAGAUGCAUGUCCUGAGGGCAUUAUAGCCCCUCCAGGCAUAUUUCCUUUCUCCUGCUGAGGCCUUGCUGUCCUGGCCGGUUGUAGUGUGUUAGAUAGGGAGCUUCUGACCCAAUCCCUCUGACCCAAGUCCACCACCUAAGCCCUUCACCUCACUUGGGGCCAACAGUUCAUCUUCAGUACCUCACUCAGGGCUCUUGUGUCCUCGGGAACUUUUUAACUGAGUGGAAGGCAGUAUGGUGGGACAGAUGAGGCAGCCACAUCGCCUGAGUUCCUACCUUUUAGGUUGUGUGCAAAUCUUCAAAACAUACUGGUAUAGCCAAAGAGUGGAUGGGAGAGAACAAUUUGGAGGUGAGGAAGGAAGUGGGUAUCUUGGGCUGACCCUGCCAGCACCUUAUUAGGGAACCAGUUUACAUGAUCAGCUUUAGUACAAAUUAGACAUCUUACUCAUUGAAGCAAUAAAAUGGGAGCUUUAUCCCUAGAGUACCAUUGUUGACCAAGGAGUCAUUGGACUUCUCCAUUCUGGUUGCAUCGAAAUAAGGGUUCUUUUUGGAUCAGUAAUAACUUCAGUUCCUGAAGCUUCAACAUGUGCAUUUACCACCAGAAUGCUUGAAUUAGAUUAGUGAUGCAAACGUCAGUUAUUGUUAACUAAGAUUAAUAUGUUUUAGGCCAUUGGCAUGGCAUUAAUGUAACUGUGAUUUAUUGUUUAAGUACUUUAGGCUAAAACAGCUUACUAAAGAACAGUAAUUUUGAGCUUUAGAGCAUUGGUUCUGAGAUGUAAAGUAGAUAGUGCAUUCUUAUUUAGGAGCCUCGGGAUGUUUCUGAUUUUCAGCAGAGCAGUCUCUUUCACCAAAAGGAGAGUUUGAAUAUAUAAUCUCAGGCUUGCUAUAAUUAGCUCUGAUGACAGAGUCAGCCAAGACUAUAAAUCAGUUGCUAAACAGGUUUCUGCAACUGAUCAUAAAUCUUAGACUCCAUACUUUAAAUACUAAUUUUGAGGGGCAGACAAAUAAGGGAGGGGCUGGCCAAAACCAGAAGCAGAAUGUUACCUGAACAUUAGGUUUACACUUAAAACCUCACAUUUAAAAUCUACUGAUUGCUUUUAUGUCUUUUGUCUAAAAUGUUAUCUUUUAAAUAUUUUAAUAACUGAGUUUCCUUUUUU